UCAGUUUGUCACCACCCAGGCUCCCUUGCCUUUGGCUGGGUGCAACUUCCAUUUUAGGUGUUGGAUCUGAGGGGAAAAAAAGAGAGAGGGAGGGAGGGAGAGAGAAAGAAGAGCAGGAAAGACCCUGAAAGGAGGAAGAGGUGGAGAAAAUCAGCUGCCUCCCUGGAUUUGUCUUUCUCAGCACGUUGACGGAGCCUUGGAUUUCUUUCUUAAAGGACUGGUUCUUAGAAGUCCACAUUUGAGGCAAUAGCCCGGGCUGAGCCAGACAGGCUGAAGCCAGGAGCCUGGAACUUGUGCUUCACCCAGCUCUCCCAUCUCUCUCCUUCCUGCUUCCUCCUUGCUGUGGUGGCUGGGAUGCUUCUUCCAUGAUUGUUUUGAAUCUAGACUGGGCUGUUCUCUGUGUUAAAUCAAUCAGUUACGACAUCUUAACAGUAGUCUGAAGUGAGGGAGGCCUCUCCCUCCUUCCUCCUCCCUCUGUGACCCGCCUUCCCUUUUACCCUGCCCCGUGGCGGCUCCUCCCCUUACCUCCAUGGACGACUCGGAGGUGGAGUCGACCGCCAGCAUCUUGGCCUCUGUGAAGGAACAAGAGGCCCAGUUUGAGAAGCUGACCCGGGCGCUGGAGGAGGAGCGGCGCCACGUCUCGGCGCAACUGGAACGCGUCCGGGUCUCGCCACAAGAUGCCAACUCGCUCAUGGCCAACGGCACCCUCACCCGCCGGCAUCAGAACGGCCGGUUUGUGGGCAAUGCUGACCUUGAAAAACAGAAAUUUUCAGAUUUGAAAGUCAACGGACCCCAGGAUCACAGUCACCUUCUUUAUAGCACCAUCCCCAGGAUGCAGGAGCCGGGGCAGAUUGUGGAGACCUAUACAGAGGAGGACCCCGAGGGAGCCAUGUCUGUUGUCUCUGUGGAGACUUCAGAUGAUGGGACCACUCGGCGCACAGAGACCACAGUCAAGAAAGUAGUGAAGACUGUGACGACACGGACUGUACAGCCAGUCCCCAUGGGACCAGAUGGGCUGCCUGUGGAUGCUGCGUCAGUUUCUAACAACUAUAUCCAGACUUUGGGUCGUGACUUCCGCAAGAAUGGCAAUGGGGGCCCUGGUCCCUAUGUGGGGCAAGCAGGCACUGCUACCCUCCCCAGGAACUUCCACUACCCUCCUGAUGGAUAUAGCCGCCACUAUGAAGAUGGGUAUCCAGGUGGUGGUGACAACUAUGGCAGUCUGUCCCGGGUGACCCGCGUUGAGGAGCGGUAUAGGCCCAGCAUGGAAGGCUACCGGGCACCUAGUAGACAGGAUGUUUAUGGGCCCCAGCCCCAGGUUCGGGUGGGUGGGAGCAGUGUGGAUCUGCAUCGCUUUCACCCAGAACCUUAUGGGCUAGAGGAUGACCAGCGAAGCAUGGGUUAUGAUGACCUGGAUUAUGGCCUGAUGUCUGAUUAUGGCACAGCCCGUCGGACUGCGACACCCUCUGACCCUCGCCGACGCCUCAGGAGCUAUGAGGACAUGAUUGGUGAGGAGGUGCCUUCGGAUCAGUACUAUUGGGCUCCUUUGGCCCAGCACGAGCGAGGAAGCUUAGCAAGCUUGGAUAGCCUGCGUAAGGGAGGGCCCCCUCCUCCCAACUGGAGACAGCCAGAGCUGCCAGAGGUGAUUGCCAUGCUGGGAUUCCGCUUGGAUGCUGUCAAAUCCAAUGCAGCUGCAUACUUGCAACACUUGUGUUACCGCAACGACAAGGUGAAGACCGACGUGCGGAAGCUCAAGGGCAUCCCAGUACUGGUGGGAUUGUUAGACCACCCAAAAAAGGAAGUACACCUUGGAGCCUGUGGAGCGCUAAAAAAUAUCUCUUUUGGGCGUGACCAAGAUAACAAAAUUGCCAUAAAAAACUGUGAUGGUGUUCCUGCCCUUGUGCGGCUGCUGCGAAAGGCUCGUGAUAUGGACCUCACUGAAGUCAUUACUGGAACCCUGUGGAAUCUCUCAUCCCAUGACUCAAUCAAAAUGGAGAUUGUGGACCAUGCAUUGCACGCCUUGACAGAUGAAGUAAUCAUUCCACAUUCUGGUUGGGAAAGGGAACCUAAUGAAGAUUGUAAGCCACGCCAUAUUGAGUGGGAGUCGGUGCUCACCAACACAGCUGGGUGCCUUAGGAAUGUAAGCUCAGAGAGGAGUGAAGCUCGCCGGAAACUUCGGGAAUGUGAUGGCUUAGUUGAUGCCCUCGUUUUCAUUGUUCAGGCUGAGAUUGGACAGAAGGAUUCAGACAGCAAGCUUGUGGAGAAUUGUGUUUGCCUGCUUCGGAACUUAUCAUAUCAAGUUCACCGGGAGAUCCCACAGGCAGAGCGUUACCAAGAGGCGCCUCCCAGUGUUGCCAACAAUACUGGGCCACAUGCUGCCAGUUGCUUUGGGGCCAAGAAGGGCAAAGAUGAGUGGUUCUCCAGAGGGAAGAAACCCACAGAGGAUCCAGUAAAUGAUACAGUGGAUUUCCCUAAAAGAACUAGUCCUGCUCGAGGCUAUGAACUCUUAUUUCAGCCAGAGGUGGUUCGGAUAUAUAUCUCCCUCCUCAAGGAAAGCAAGACUCCUGCCAUUUUAGAAGCCUCAGCUGGAGCUAUCCAGAACUUGUGUGCUGGGCGCUGGACGUAUGGUCGAUACAUCCGCUCUGCCCUGCGUCAAGAAAAGGCUCUUUCUGCCAUAGCUGACCUCCUGACCAGUGAACACGAGCGUGUAGUGAAAGCUGCAUCUGGAGCACUGAGGAAUCUGGCUGUGGAUGCCCGCAACAAAGAAUUGAUUGGUAAACAUGCUAUUCCUAACUUGGUGAAGAAUCUGCCCGGGGGACAGCAGAACUCCUCUUGGAAUUUCUCUGAGGACACUGUGGUCUCUAUUUUGAACACCAUCAAUGAGGUUAUUGCCGAGAACUUGGAGGCUGCCAAAAAGCUUCGAGAGACACAGGGUAUUGAGAAGCUGGUGUUGAUCAACAAAUCAGGGAAUCGUUCAGAAAAGGAAGUUCGAGCCGCAGCACUUGUAUUACAGACAAUCUGGGGGUAUAAAGAACUGCGGAAGCCACUGGAGAAAGAAGGAUGGAAGAAAUCAGACUUCCAGGUGAAUCUAAACAAUGCUUCCCGAAGCCAGAGCAGUCAUUCAUAUGAUGAUAGCACUCUCCCUCUCAUUGACCGCAACCAAAAAGCAGAUAAGAAACCAGAUCGGGAAGAGAUUCAAAUGAGCAGUAUGGGAUCUAACACAAAAUUACUAGAUAACAAUUAUUCCACACUUAAUGAGAGAGGGGACCACAACAGAACACUGGAUCGAUCCGGGGAUCUAGGUGAUAUGGAGCCAUUGAAGGGAGCACCAUUGAUGCAGGACGAGGGACGGGAAUCUCUGGAGGAAGAGUUGGAUGUGUUGGUUUUGGAUGAUGAGGGGCACCAAGUGUCUUACCCCUCCAUGCAGAAGAUUUAGCACCACCAUCUCCGCUCCAUCUGGGCUUAUAAUAUAUGUACUUUUAUUUUUUGGUGGUGAAAUGGACUGAUGAUUUUUUUCCUUUCUUCGCUGGACUAUUGUGCCAACUGCCAGGCUGCCUCCUGCUCUUAUAGCCCUAAGUGGCUGCCUUCUUUAUAUCAACUCCCAACUUCUUCCAGUGAAGUUUAAAUGUCCUACCCACCUCCGCCCCCAUUCCCUCCAGUUUCUCCCAAGAAGCUUGACUCAGUUAUUUGCAUAUUUUGAGAAACUGCUGCAGAUUAGCUCUUUUUGCCAACUCUCCCUUGAACUCUUGGCCGUGUGUAGAGGAGGGAGAGAGUGGGAAUCUUCUUCACUGGAAGCCAUGGGAAGAAUUGGAACUUAUAUGCAAUAUAUGCAGUGUUGAGCAAUCUGACAAACUGAUGGUUCUUAAUCAAGAUUUUUUUCCCCUGGUGGGGAAGGGACUUUUUAUUUCCUUUUGGAGACUGGGAAGUAUGAGUUCUUCCUUUACUCCUAAUGGCUAUUUUUGAAGCAAAGAAGGCUGGCAACAUUGGCACAUUCCACCUGGCAAGGGCCCUUGAGUAAGUGAAGGUCUUCUAGAACUGGGAUUAAGAAUUCUUGCUCUCCUCACCUAUGGGGCAGGGACCAUCAAAGACCUACAGACUCCAUCUCUUCUACAAGCCUCAUGUCAACUUUGGGCUGCAGCCGCUGAGGCUAUCCUUAGCCCUCCUCUCCCGCGUUGUGAUAUGUCUGCUGACUUGGCCUGGCCGUUUGCAAGAAACUGUUUAAAGAGGAGAAUGUCAAGGAAGACUUUUGGUUGAGAAGGAGCAGAAAGAUGUCUUUUGGAAAGAAGAGGAGCCUCUAGGAGGAGCUAGUAGGAAUGUACAUGAAGUGGUUAGUCUGAAACUGGCAGGAAGCUUCAAAGCUGGCUUCCCCCUCUCCAUUUCUCCUUGUCCUCCCCUUUCAUCCCCUGCCUCCUCCCUGGAUUGGUUGGCCAACUAAGGACUUGAUGUAUAUAACUCCUGUCCCCUUUACCCUUAUAAUGUGGGGAUUGCCCCUGGCUUUGCCUCUUCUUUGUGCCUUUGGCCUGGGGUGUAUCUCCUCCCUCCCUUCCAUGUGCCUUUCUUUACCUCUGCAGUCUCAUUUCUCAUGAUUUUGCAAAUUCUAUUUUGUUGCUUUCUUGCCCACUAUUGGCCCUCAGUAAUAGAAAGAAGAGGAGAGGUGACCUAGAGAACCUCAGAUUCUCAGUUGGGGAUUGGCGUAGCUUUUGAGUUUAGCCAUAGCAAGCUUUUGCUCAACAGCAUCAGGUUGGGGUUUUGCAAAAAUCCCAUUCUGAUAAAUCUCAAAGUGGAAUUAAUGGGAGGAAUGCGUGGUGUGACUCUUGUUCUUUAGUUGCCCACAAUUUCCCAUCAUCUCUGAAGGGGUCGUAGGGAAGUCAUCUUUCCCGAUUUCCUCCUUCUUGCUAAUAUUGCACCCUCUUGCUUUAGUGUGUAUUAGCAGAUUGGGUUAGAGGAAUCAGCUGCUAUGCGGGUUAAUUUUUUUUUUUUUUUUGAUCCUUUUCCUUAUUUGCCUUCUACUCCCCUUAAUCUGAAAGCUCUGUUCAAUGCAACUGGAAUUCUUUAUCCCUCUUUUCCCCUUCCCUUAUGUAUUGAGGCUAUGGGGUAGGAGAAAAGUGCACAAUUCACCCCCCUUCCCCAUAUGUUAAAACUCCUUAUUUGCCUCUCCCCCUCCCAUUUCUUCCUAUUCCCUUCUACCUUAUGUUAUCCGUGAUCCCCGGAGCACACUGCACAGGGGAAGUUGCCCCAUCCCCACCUGACUCGACUCUUGGUUUCUCUUGCCCUCCUCUGCUUUUUUCCUGGUGCUCUCUUUUCGGUGGGAUGUGGGUAAUAGAACAGCCAUGGGCUUUUGGGGACCUUUAACUGUUUUUUUUUUCCUUCUCUCAUUUAUAAAAACACUAAACAUUCAAUUCCAGAGAACCAAAAAUCCCACCUUCUCACCGAACACUACUAAGGGGCAUGCCUUCUGCUCCAUAUCUUUUCUCAUUUUCUUUCUUUCUUGUUAAUGCUUUUAAAAACAAAUGAGUUUUUUAUAUAAAUAAAGUUUUUAAAGUGUGUA
This is a messenger RNA of Oryctolagus cuniculus (rabbit), 5545 nucleotides long. NCBI's taxonomy places the organism in Eukaryota, Metazoa, Chordata, Mammalia, Lagomorpha, Leporidae. The record is from RefSeq and is a predicted model, not a curated record.